AUGCGAUGUCUGCCGAGUAGCGUCGUGUUCCAAUUUUUGGGCUCAGCUUCCGCCGCCUUGACGACGAAGAGCCAGCUUUGUGCGUGCGCUUCCCGGGCUCAGGACGUCCACUUCUGGCCGGAGAAGAGGACGACUCAACCCCUUGUCGCUUAUCGAACAGAUGCGCAGGGGGCACCUGCAACGGAUUUCCAGCUUCGGGAAACAUCGGCGGUCGCUUCUUCACUUUCUCAUUUCUCUUCGGUGGUCGAGACAGUACGGAGGGCUUCUGCAUCCUCGGCGGUGACGAUGACGAUGAGCGGGUGCGGCGCACCCCCCUGUGACCCGCCGGCGCCCUUGGUGGGCUCGUCGGAUGUGGAUGACCAAACAUUGGAAGCAUACCCUUGA
Molecule: messenger RNA, 384 nt
Organism: Chondrus crispus (carragheen)
Lineage: Eukaryota; Rhodophyta; Florideophyceae; Gigartinales; Gigartinaceae
Exons: 1
Coding region: 1-384 (127 amino acids)
Source: RefSeq, a predicted model, not a curated record